This is a messenger RNA of Mytilus trossulus (common blue mussel), 2096 nucleotides long. RefSeq lists its product as uncharacterized. Bases 24 to 1133 code for a protein of 369 amino acids. The record is from RefSeq and is a predicted model, not a curated record. Lineage: Eukaryota; Metazoa; Mollusca; Bivalvia; Mytilida; Mytilidae. The transcript has 2 exons.
UCUCUUCUUAAAACGGUGAAAGAAUGGAGAAAUACAUAAGGGUUUAUUUCGAAAUGGGACUCGAUUAUAUGGAAAUACUGGCACUUUUAGCAAAACAUCAUCACUACAUUAUUUCUUAUCGACACCUGAAACGAAUAUUGAAGAAGCUACGUUUAUUUCGCCGAAAACACUACACGUCACUUGAAGAUGUCGUUGCUUUCAUCAAAGACAACAUUAAAGGAUCUGGAAGGCUUCAUGGUUAUCGCUGGAUGUUUAUGAAAUGUAGACAAGCAGGGUUAACUGUACAAAAAGAGUAUGUGCGAAUUUUGAUGCAAAUUAUAAACCCUGAAGGAGUUGAAAUGCGAAGAAAAGGUCGAUUACAUAGGAGAGAAUAUUGUUCGAAAGGGCCGAACUUUAUAUGGCAUUUGGAUUCUUACGAUAAACUUAAACCUUUUGGAAUAUGCAUAAAUGGGUGCAUAGAUGGCUUUUCUAGACUGAUAAUAUGGUUGGAGGCAGAACAGACUAGUAGUGACCCUCGGGUUAUUUCUGGGUAUUUUGUCAAAGCUAUUCUUCGGAAGGGAGGACCUAUGGUGAUAAGAGGAGAUCUUGGUACCGAAAAUAGUAAGGUCGCUGAAAUGCAGUCUUUUUUACGACGCAAUGAUAAUGAUACGUAUGCUCGAAAUAACAGUGCGUUUCUUUACGGCACAAGCCAACAUAAUCAAAGAAUUGAAUCAUGGUGGGGAAUUUAUAGAAAAGAAAACUCAAAGUUUUGGAUGACACUUUUUAAAGAUAUAAAAGAGGAUGGAUUAUUUUCAGGAGAUCAUCUUCAUAAAAACUUGAUAAGGUUUUGUUUCCUGAGACUGAUACAGAAAGAACUUUUAGAGGUUGUAAGUAUUUGGAACGCCCAUAAAAUCAGAAAAAAUAAUAAACAAAAUGGUGUGUAUGGACGACCGUAUGUGCUCUACUCGGUUCCUGAAGUGUACGGAACAAGUGAUUAUGUUACUAGUCCUGACAUCGAUGAAGUUGAAAUUUGUUUAGAGCAAUCUACGUAUUGUAGUCUACCAUGCGAUGAAGACAUUUACGAUCUUGCAAACAUAUACAUGGAAGAAUUAGGACAUAGCUUACCAACAGAUGCUUUUGAAGCUGCCACUUAGUAUCGGUGUUCACUGGAACGGUUUGAAACGGACUUAGCAUUACAGUGAUAUUACUAUCAAACUUAUGUAGACUUCGAUAUUAUGAUUAUUUAUUAUCUGGUAACAUGUACAAUUCUAAAAUUAUAUUUGUGUUUAUGCAUUUUACCUUUAUUAUGUCUGGUUUCGUUAUAGUCCGAGAUUUCUGUGACGUUUAACGGCUUUUUUGGCCAGACAAGCUGGGACCGUCCCACGACCCGAUCUUGUCUGGCAAAACAGCAGUUGGACGUCAGAGUAAUCUCGAACUAGUUUCGUUAUGAGUGCCAAUGAGACAACUCUCCAUCCAUGUCACAAUUUAUCAAAAGUUAAAAAUUAUAGGUCUAGGUACGGUCUUCAUCACGGAGCGUUAGCUCACAUCGAACUUUAGAGGUUCUCAAAAUGACUAGUGUAAGACAACUUAAACAGGAAAACCAAAUGUGUAAUAUAUAAGCAAAACUACGUGUAGGAUCACUUAUGAUCACAUCAUCAAACGACAAACAACAGGCUCCAGAACAGCAUGCUUAUUAUGAUGAAAACUUUGUAAGAGUUGUGUAAAAUGUUUUAGGGUCAUGUUUUAGUUUCAUUCUGGUUACUCAUAUGAGAGAUAUUACAAUAGGUCACAAUUAUCUUUGAUCUACGAUUAAAUUGUACAAAAGUUGUCAGUAUACAUUUUGAAACUGAAAUGUAACAAAGCAAUUUAGGAACAGUCAGUGAAAAUGUAUACCUCAGUAGUAUAUUGUGAAAAAAGAUACAAAUAUGAUUCAUUUUCCCCCAAAUAUGGUUCCUAUUGGCUCAUAAUUUAUUCAAAUACUUUUUGCGCGAUUGAUCGCGAUCAAUGAGACAAAUUAACUGCACAUCCACCAUAGCCUAUAAAAAGAAAAAAACAACGAAACCAAUUUUGACAGACGUUUAUCGAUGCAAGCCUUUAAUUACUGACCCCUGACUGAA